AUGGGUGCUUGCGCUUCAACAGCAAACAGAAGGCCUAGGGCUAGGAAAAACCAUCCCCAAAGGUCGAGAAAACGUCAUGGCAAGGUCUCUGCCACAAAUACUGAUGGAUCUAAGGCUCGGAUUGGCAACAAUGGAAAACGAAUACCAGAUUAUUCCCAUGGCGAAUUUGUUAAGGUUGAUUUUGAGACGGCUGCGACAACUGGUCGAAAGUCUGAGGUUUCCAAUCUAACAUUCCAUCUAACCCAGUUACAAUGGCACCAUAGCCAGAUCGAUUCUAAUGGUAAAUUUCUUUGGGUGGGAACUAUUUCUUGAUUUUGAUUUGCUAAAAGGCAUUCUUUGUCUUUUAUUACUUCAAUGGCUAUAAAGCAUCUUCAUUAAAUCCAUAUUUGCUUUGAUUUAAGUGAUAAAAAUAUCUACCAUUGCCUCUCAGAUAACCUUUAAGGCCUAUGGCUAACUGAAAUUUAUUUUUUUAAUUACACUGAACUGACAGUUGAGACCUUUUCAUGCUGGAUUAAAAAUUACACAUAAAUAUGUAAAUCUUUAUUAGCAUGCCAUUUUGAACAUUUUAGGCAAAAUAUUAAUGAUUUUUAACCAAAUUUUCAUAUUGAAGGUAAUUUCAGAGGAUCACAGUUAUUCUAUAGGCCUUAAAAUUUAUGUUUCAUUUUAGAUGGAUAUUAUCUAAAAUGGGUAAGCUUGUAGGGGGGGUUAAAAUUGGAACACCCUAUUUUCAUAAGUUUAGUCGAAACAUUAUCUAAUUAUUAAGGAGUUCCAGGUUCUACGUGCUUGCAGUGAUAUGCCAAGAGGAAGUGUGGUUUGACUCUCUAAGCAUUUUGGAAUCCGAUUCUGAUGACGAUUUUAUCAGCGUACAUGGAGGUAUCAUGCAAAAUUUGGAAGCUUAGUACAGUACCUAUCUCAUAUAGUUUAUUUCAUAUACCUGACUUAGCACACCAAUGUUGUUCGUUGUAUGUAGACUGCUUUCCUUGUGUAAGCUCAAUGAAUAAUGUCCCAAGCACGCAAAUUGUUCAGUACGAAAGCCUGGUUGACGCGAUGUGUAAGUUUGAGGGCCUCUGUGAUAAAGCCCCUUUAGCUAUGACUGUUGAGCAUUAUUUGAAAGGGGAAGGAUGUAUACCCGAGAAGCACAUGACCAAAGAUGAACACAAAGAAACUGAAAUUCUUUCAGUUUUAAGUGCGCAGAACUAUGAAUUAACUCAUUUAGAAAAGGUGGAUGACGGUAGACUUAAAAAGUCAGAAGAUGAAGGUUGUACUACAAGGACAAAAGUAUUAAGCAACUCUUUCGGCACUGUCAACAUUCUGAAGCAAGAGAAAAAUGACAGAGAAGAAAAGAGCCAUGAGAAUAACUUGGAGCUUGUGACAGCAUCUCUAUUACCCCGAUUAGUUCCCACCGUCAGUUUUAAUGACAAAGUUCAGGCAAUGAGUCUAACAGCCUCACCUCUGAGGAAAAAGUCAGCAGUUAUCAGGCUUUCUUUCAAGCAAAGGUCUUAUGAGGGAGAUGAAACCACUUUCUGUAAGUUUAUCUCUUUAUUUCGUCUACUAGGAAGAAAGCAUUGAAAAUAUAUAUUUGAUUUCAUUUAUAAUCAUAUCCAGAGAAUUUUUUAAAACUGUUAGCUCAAAGCGUUCAUUGGUGUGAAGGGAACUGACUAAGAGGUCGCUUACAUAAUCCUCUAUCAAUUAUCUGGAAUUUCUUCCGCUGGAAAUCCGUUUUUAUUUUAUGGUUGUUAUCCUUGGAUGUACAGAAGUAGGUCUUUCGAUUACAUAUCAUAAUAAGUUAUUCCUUGGUCUUCAGUGUCUUCUUCUGGGUGUUUUUAUUAAACGUCGGGUCCGAGUUUCUUCUUUCUCAAAUAACAUGCCCUUUGGAUGGGGGGGGGUAAAAUAGCUCUAUUCUCGCAAGUUGAUGCUUUCGUCAAUCCUAUUUCAGCAUUGCCUUUUCUUUUUUAUUUUAGCAUCUCUCGCGUCUUUCUCAUAUCCUUCCCAACGUGAUGAUUUAAUUUUUCAUUUAGUUUCACCUUCCAUGAAAUAGUCCUCAGUCAAUCUGACCCAGGUUACCUAAAUUGUAUCUGCUACCUCAGACUUCUAGUCCAAUCUACUGUUUUUUUUCCAAGCCCUCUUUUUUUUCACACUAGUAAUCUCAUCGCAUAUGUUCUUCUCCAGUAAUUUAAAAAAUAUAUAUCCGUCAAGGAUAACCAUCAAAUGAUGUUGUCAUACUCCUAUUGUUUUCUUCUGUCACACCUCCCUUUUCUGUGGAAUAAUAUUUUUCUGAGGGCACAGGCCGCUUUAAUUCUAUUUGAUCUUGCAUAAUAAUGUAAACUAGUUUUUCUCCGAGCUCUUCUAUCUCCAGAAAUAGUCGAUGUGAACUAGGCAAUUAUUCGUACAUUUUCUGUUCGUGAAAGUUCAUUAAACAAAAGAUUUUUGCAUCUCUCUCUCUCUCUCUCUCUCUCUCUCUCUCUCUCUCUCUCUCUAAUCUCGUACUUCAAUGCUGAACAAUGCAGGAUCAUGAUUUCAGACUAUUCCUCUGUCAUGAGCUGAUUUCGUUAAAUUAGAUGAUACUUCUUUGAAAUCGGAAAUGUAGUCAUAUUUGUCUAUGAAAUUACUUCGACACCCGUCUAAAGAUUGCAUGCAUGCAUUUGAUUCCUCUGAAACUGAAAGUCCUCAUAAAUUACUCAUAAGGUUAAGAUUUAUUUUUUUUCACAUCAUAAAGAGGAAUUCUUUAGAAUCUCAGAUAGUCACAGACGAUGUGUUGGGACGUAUUUUCAUAAUUUUGAGCUCUUUUAUUUAUCAUAUUUCCUAGUUUGACCUUAUUCUGUACUUUUAACACGAUAAGGUGCUUCAAAGAGCUUCCUGUACCGUCCUAGAGGAGGACAUUUGAUACCGUGCUCAAUGGGAGAGAAGAUAACGCAAGGAUGCUGGUCUACUAUUGAACCAGCGGUUUUUAAACUACGUGGAGAGAGCUAUUUUAGGCAAGAUUUUUCUCCUCACGAGCUUCUUUUCUCGAUCUUUCGUUAUCCUAGAGCUUUCAGAAGAUAUUCACAUAAUGGUCUAAUACUGAAUCUAGAACGUCUUAUUUCUAGGGAUAAGAAGAAAUAUCCAGCUUCGAACCAAUCUCCUUAUCACCCAAUUGGCGUCGAUCUCUUUGUGUCCCGGCACAAGAUACAUCAUAUCGCCCAGCACGUUGAGCUUCCUCAUGUGAAGCCACAUGAGAAGGUCCCAUCUCUUCUGAUAGUCAACAUCCAGGUAAAAUUGCCAGCGGGUCAAACAGUGCAUGCACCAAUAAUCUCCAAAGUUAUAUGUUACCAUGCACCUAAUUUCAUUUUCUCCUUUGUGGCAGCUGCCCACUUAUCCUGCUGCCAUGUUUCUCGGUGAUAGUGACGGGGAAGGGAUGAGCCUGGUGCUAUAUUUUAAGGUCUCUGAAGGUUACGACAAGGAGAUCUCCACCAACUUCCAGGAGAUGAUCAGGGUAAACGUGUUAUUCUCGAUUCAUUUCGUUUCUUUGUGAGGGUAAACGUGUUAAGACAAGGAGCGUCAGCUUCUUGUGGUGCAUACAUAGUGCUUAUGUAGGGGAUGUGUUUCAGAAAUUUGUGGAAGAUGAAACCGAGAGAAUAAAGGGAUUUGCUAUGGAGUCUACCGUACCAUUUAGAGAGAGACUAAAAAUCAUGGUUGGUGUCACUAACCCAGAAGAGCUUCACCUCAGCGGUCCCGAAAGAAAGCUGCUGCAAGCAUACAAUGAAAAGCCAGUUCUUUCUCGCCCCCAACAUAAUUUCUACCGGGUAUGAAGUAGUCGCUCUUAUUGCUUACGAAAAUAAUUUUCCCCAGAUAAUAAUCACACCAGAGAGGAAAAUAACGAUCGGUACAUGAAAUAAUGCUCCUUUUUAUUUUUCUUGUAUUAUUCCUUACUGUAAUUCCUAGUUGUUUCUUUAGAUUCUGAACGCCUUCCUCCCUCUUCGUAGGAAACCAUCCUUGAAGAAAAAUAGCUUUGUGCUUUACCUGACAGUCUUCAGCUUCGUGCUUCUGCAACAGGGACCAAAUUACUUUGAGAUCGACUUAGACAUACAUCGGUUCAGCUACAUAGCGAGAAAGGGGCUCGAAGCAUUUCGGGAGCGACUCAGCAAUGGAAUACUUGAUCUGGGUUUGACAAUCCAGGUGAACCCCAAUGCCCUUCGAACAUCUGCAUUGCCAACCAUGGAAAUUUUCUUCUGAAUGCCCGAUUAGAGAAGCAGUUCCAGACCCUGAGCACCCUUUUAGAGCCCCCCAUUUCUCUUCUGUUCCUGAAUCUCCAUCCUGCUCGCUCGCCCCUUAAAGAUCUUGAUAACUCGGCCCUCUGGGGAUUUCAACUCGCUUACUCGUGCAGAGAUUUGAGUUUUAUCCAGGAUCUGAGAUUGCCGACGCUCUGAAUGGCUUGUGGCAGGCGCAGAGACCAGAGGAACUCCCCGAGCAGGUGCUUUGCUGUGUGCGGCUGAACAAGAUCGACUUCGUCAACCAUGGACAGAUACCAACCAUUGUAGCCAUCGAUGACGACGACUAA
Molecule: messenger RNA, 4537 nt
Organism: Spirodela intermedia
Lineage: Eukaryota; Viridiplantae; Streptophyta; Magnoliopsida; Alismatales; Araceae
Source: the annotation of a GenBank genome assembly